Molecule: messenger RNA, 1112 nt
Organism: Dendronephthya gigantea
Lineage: Eukaryota; Metazoa; Cnidaria; Anthozoa; Malacalcyonacea; Nephtheidae
Product: ubiquitin recognition factor in ER-associated degradation protein 1-like
Exons: 13
Coding region: 82-999 (305 amino acids)
Cellular component (GO): VCP-NPL4-UFD1 AAA ATPase complex
Molecular function (GO): polyubiquitin modification-dependent protein binding
Source: RefSeq, a predicted model, not a curated record
CAAAGCAAAACCAAAACAAAUUGAAAAUGUAUCAAAAAGAUUGAGAAGUAUCACUAAUAGAAAGUUAUAUUUAUUUAAAAAAUGUUCCAAGCCUUCAACAUGUUUGACAGUAUUCCCAGGACAUUCAACAGACAGUAUCGAUGUUACUCUGUCAUGUUGUGUCCUGGAAACGAGAGAGAAGAUGUCGAGAAAGGAGGAAAAAUUAUAAUGCCUCCUUCAGCAUUGGAUCAAUUAACUCGUCUGAAUAUAGUUUACCCUAUGUUGUUUAAACUAACCAACACAAAUGCAAAGAGAUCAACUCACUGUGGUGUGUUGGAGUUCAUUGCUGAUGAAGGCAAAGUCUAUAUACCUCACUGGAUGAUGCGUAAUCUAGUGUUGGACGAGGGGCAAUUACUACAGGUUGAAAGUGCUUCGCUUCAAGUUGCAACCUACUCAAAAUUUCAACCUCAGAGUACAGAUUUCUUGGAUAUUACCAAUCCCAAAGCUGUGUUAGAAAAUGCUUUGAGAUCAUAUGCCUGUCUCACAGUUGGAGAUGUGGUGGCAAUAACCUAUAAUAACAAGGUGUACGAGUUUCUGGUCCAGGAGGCGAAACCUAACGAAGCCGUGUCUAUUAUAGAAUGUGAUAUGCAGGUGGAAUUCGCACCUCCAGUUGGGUACGUUGAACCACGCAGAGAACCAAAGCCUGAAGUCCAGGAGAAGGAAGAGGAGGAAGAAGAAGUGGAUUCUAGUUUUAAAGCAUUUUCUGGUUCGGGAUUUCGCCUAGAUGGCAAGAAAAAGAAGAGUAAUGCUCCCAGUGAACCUGUCCCACUAGGACCAGUUGAUAAGAAAAGAGGAAUACCAAACUAUGACUACAAGAAAGGAACGAUAACUUUUAAGAGAGUUUUCAAGACGAAUAAUAUUCAGAAAAAAGAAUCAGACAAAAACGAAUUUUCGCCAUUCGGUGGAAGUGGACAACAGUUAAAACAGAAAAAAAAUCGACGAAGAAUCGAGAAGCAAUGAAUGAAGUGGUGACUGGAUGGAUUGAAUAGAUAAUCAUUUCGCUUGUUCAUACUAAUUCAUAUCAUGAAUACUCUAUUAUGUACAGUAUUUUAUUAUCGCAUUAAAAUAUUUUA